CUGGAUUGGCCAAACAUGCAUGCUGUCCCGGACAGCAGGCAGCAGGCAGCAGGCAAAUCCACUACAAGAGCUCUUUUACUACAGUCACUAACCCACCCGCUCUGUCCCGUCGGCGAAACAGCUCCGGUGCCGGCGACUGAACUCCGAGCAAUCACUCAGCAGCAGCUUCUGACACAGGUAAUGGCGAGGGCGAUUGAUUUUGAAACUGAGUUUCCAAAGAUUAGUAAUAAUUACCUUUCCCAAGAACAAAGACAUCAAUUCUUCGAAAAACUAAAGCAAGUUGUUGUUAUUGUAAAUACCGAAAUACCUGGAAUCGCAGGGGGUGCUCCGCCUACUAAGCCAAUGGUUCUUCGUGGUGCCGGGCUGAUCAUAGAUAAAAAUGGGACAAUACUAACUAGUGCGUAUUUGGUUCCAGACGACGCACUAUCUAUACGUGUCCGCCAGGAAGUUGAUGAAGACUUUUGGGAAGCCAAUAGAGAGGGGAAAAUGCCAAAAUAUGAUUUAACUAUUCUUGUGCCGAAGAAGAAUGUGUGUGCCUUUGACUUUGCUACAUUUGACGAGGAAGAAGGAUUCGAUAUUGGGAAGGAGGUGCUUUCUAUUUCUCACACAGCCAAUUUUAUGUACACACUAAUGAUAGGUCAUCUCGCAUGCCAGGAUCACAUGCUUGCGCGAGACGUGGAGGAUGACCCAAAGAACGUUGCUCCAUUAUCGCUCGACGGUGAUUUGAAGCUAAUGCAGAUUAAUAAUUUUCAUGGAUGGAAUAAUGCAAUGGGUGCCCCGGUGUUCAGUUCAAGCGGCGGACUUAUCGGACUUUCUACUUUUGUCUGGAAGGAGUUCGACUUUGCCGUACAUUUAACCGUUCUAAAGGACUUCUACAGAUCUUAUAAAAAGGGAAAGGGGAAAAAAAAGUGAAACUCCAAGCUUUGUUAUAGCUCUAUGUUGUAUUAGUCUUUUUAUCCUACUCUAUUCAUCUGUUUUGAAAGCUUUGUCAUGUUUGACUGUAUACUUGUAAUGGGGUUUGGGCAAGCGUAUCCAUGUUUUUUUUGGGUCUGGUUAUGGACCUCAUGGUUCUUAUAUAUCUAUGAUUCAAGCAUGCUUAUUGUUA
Rhododendron vialii is the source of this 1105-nucleotide messenger RNA. RefSeq lists its product as uncharacterized. The record is from RefSeq and is a predicted model, not a curated record. The coding region runs from base 16 to 912 and encodes 298 amino acids. Lineage: Eukaryota; Viridiplantae; Streptophyta; Magnoliopsida; Ericales; Ericaceae. The transcript is spliced from 2 exons.